UAUAUAUUUUGGUGUUUCUUUGGCCGCUGUCGUGUCGUUGUUGGUCGCGCAGUUCGCGUUGUUGUGAUUUACCUAUCGUGGAAGUAAAAGUGAUUUAGUUCUUUUUAUUUGUACUCCCCAUUUGGUGUUGGCCCAAAAAUUAUUAAGCUUAAAGUGCAUUUACUAUUCACCAUUAUAACACGUUUCUUGUACUAAGUUAAAAGUCAAAUAUCCAAACACAAGAAGGAAAAUGUCCAAUUACACUACUAGCAAUCCAAAUGCCAUCACGAAACAGAAACUGGAUGAAUGGCGAAAGAACUUCUACAGCGAACCGAAGAACAUUCUUGCACAGAAUGUCUGCUCGCGUGUGGACCCAUUUGAUGUUUGCCUGUCGCGCAAAUCGCUUGAACUCACCAAUCAUGUAUUUACUUAUAAGGUGGAAAGCGAGGGCAAACCCAUUACUAACCAAAAAAGUUCCGGCCGUUGUUGGCUGUUUGCUGCGCUCAACUGCAUACGCCUGCCAUUUAUGAAGCGUUUAAAUAUCGAUGAAUUUGAAUUUUCUCAGGGCUACCUAUUCUAUUGGGAUAAAAUUGAGCGUUGCAAUUAUUUUCUAAAUAAUAUUGUAAAGACGGCGAAGCGCGAUGAGGCGGUGGACGGACGCUUGGUGUCAUUUUUAUUGAAUGACCCAACUUCGGAUGGCGGCCAAUGGGAUAUGUUAGUUAAUUUAAUAACCAAACAUGGUUUAAUGCCAAAGAAAUGCUUCCCAGAGACAUACAGUUGUGAGGCGAGCAUGCGCAUGAAUGCCAUACUGAAAAGCAAGCUUCGUGAGUAUGCCAAAAUAUUGCGUGAACUUUUGGGAACUUCACCGCCCGAUGAGGUGGUUACACAAAAGAUCGAUGAAAUGAUGGCCAGUAUUUAUAAGAUAGUCGGCAUCUGCUUGGGCAUUCCCUCCGAGCGUUUCACCUGGGAGUAUUAUGACAAAUCCAAAGCUUAUAAUUCAAUUGGGCCCUUAACGCCGUUGGAGUUCUAUGAAAAUAAUGUAAAACCAAUAUUCAAUGUUGAAAAUAAGGUAUGUUUAGUGAAUGAUCCACGCCCAUCUAGCCUGUACGAUCAAACGUACACAGUUGAUUGUCUCGGCAAUGUGGUGGGUGGUCGCCCAGUGCUUUAUAAUAAUCAACCAGUCGAGAAACUACUGCAGCUGGUCGCUGCAAGUUUGAAAGCCGGUGAGGCCGUUUGGUUCGGUUGUGAAGUCAGUAAACGCUUUGCAUCAAAGCAGGGCAUUGAAGAUUUGCAUGUACAUGACUUUAAGUUGGUAUUUGAUGUUGAUAUUCAAACGCCCUUGUCGAAGGCUGAGCGCCUUAUUUUCGGUGAAUCAGCAAUGACACAUGCCAUGUUAUUCACCGCUGUAUCUGUUGAUGAAAAUGGUGAUGUAACAAAAUUGCGCGUUGAAAACUCUUGGGGUGAAGAUCGUGGUGAAAAAGGUUAUCUGGUUAUGACCGCUGAAUGGUUCAAGGAAUUCGGUUUUGAAGUUGUGAUCGACAAAUCAUAUGUGCCGCCUGAAAUUCUGCAAGUUUUCGAUAUGGAACCAAUUGUGCUUCCAGCUUGGGACCCAAUGGGCACCCUAGCUAAAUCUACAUAAACCUGAUAUAAAUACGUAAUACACUUUUUUACAUAUACAUAAAUACAUGCAUACAUAAUAUAUAUUAAAUAGUUUGUGUACAAUCUCCAAACAAUGCGAAAUAAAUAAUUACUGUUUAAAAGGAAAAAUUUAAACGCAAAAA
This is a messenger RNA of Anastrepha ludens (Mexican fruit fly), 1760 nucleotides long. Its product is annotated as bleomycin hydrolase. Gene Ontology annotation, cellular component: cytoplasm. The coding region runs from base 230 to 1618 and encodes 462 amino acids. Gene Ontology annotation, molecular function: cysteine-type aminopeptidase activity. Gene Ontology annotation, biological process: L-homocysteine catabolic process; response to toxic substance; proteolysis. The record is from RefSeq and is a predicted model, not a curated record. The transcript has 8 exons. NCBI's taxonomy places the organism in Eukaryota, Metazoa, Arthropoda, Insecta, Diptera, Tephritidae.